CAAGAAACUGCUUCCAGCUUAAUAUAUUGAUACAAUGUCCGACGAGUAUUUGGUAUCAAGUAGAUCGAGGCGUUCCAAUGCUGGCUCUCGGUUGAAGCUGUUGAUUGAACUAGAAAAUCAAUCGAAUGAACUACAAGGUGCAGCAUCCCAAUUUGCUGAUGAGGAAGAUGAAAAUGUUAAUUUACUUUUCCAAGAAGAUGAUGACGAUAUGGAGUUCGUUGAAGAGAAACUGUCCGAUAUGGAACAAGAAGAUGAAGAUGGAGAGGAAGAGGAGGAUGCCGGGGAUGCUGAUGAUGAUGAUUCGAAAGAAAAUAGAGAGAUUACAGCCGAAGAUGAACUUCGAGAAAUAUUAUCUGAUGCCGAAGAGGAUAAGGCUUUAAAUUCAGAUGAUGUUUUAUCUGAAUCUGAGCUUUCGUUGUCAGAUGACGAUGAAGAAGAAGGUGAAGUAGAACUUCAAAAACAAGAACGGUUAAAGAAAAGAAAACUUAAGAAACAAAAAAGUCUAAUACCAACGAUUAAAAAACCAAAAUUAGACCAGCAGGUUUCAAAAAAGGAAAUCUCUGGAUCGAAAUCGAAAUCCAAUUUGAUUACUUCGGACACAUUAUUAUUAUCUGCACGAAGAUCAUCGUCGAGAGCAUCAGCUCUCGAAAAUAAACAAGCUUUGGUUGAAAGACUUAAAGAAAGUGAAGAAAGAAGAGCUAAGGCAACACCAAUUGUUCGUGAAAAAGAACGUGAGCUUACUCAGGAAGAAAGAUUAUUAGAGGCCAUAGAGACAGAAAAGGCCAACGUUCUAUCGUUGAACUUAUUUAAAGAGCAAGAAAUAGUGAAGAAAGAACAUCGUAGACAAUUGCUUUCUCUGAAACGUGAAAAAUUGAGAAACAUAAUUAGAUUAGUAUCUCAGGAAUCGUUUGUCACUCCACUAGAUGAAAUCAAUGAUGCAAAGCAUGUGUACGAGCUUUUCAACAGUAAGCUGAGAAAGAAACCAGGAAGAAGAAAGAAACACACACAAAUUGAAGAUACCAGUAGCGUUGUAAGGUUUCCUGGUGAAAUAGAUACCGAAUUGCCAUUAGUCAAAGAAGAACUAGAAAAGGAGAGGAAAAGAAAAGAAGAAGAGGAAGCAUUGAAGAAAGAAAAAGAAGAUACUCAGCCAGAGGGUCAAAACACUGUGUCUGAACUCACUGAUAAGGAACAACAGACCGAGAAUGCUGCGGACGGCUCACAGUCAAAAAAAGAGAAUGGCUUGACCAACUCUCUUCAAGAAUCGUUGAUAAGUGGACCAGAACAUAAAGAACCAGAAAAUGAUCAUACCGCUACUGGAGACGCAACUAUAUCAAAUAUCCACACUGAACCUUCAGAGUCGAAUGAAAACAGCAUUGACAAACCUGCAGAAUCUAUUGAAUCAAAAAAACCACAGCUGACAGAAAACAUCAGUGAAGCAGAAAAGAUCAGUGAAGCAGAAAAAAUCAAUGAGAAGUAUACUGAUGAGAAAUCUACAACAGGUAUUGAUGACGCUAACGACAAUUCCACUGCACCCAUUGAUGAUAAUAAUGCCAAUGAUGAUACUGGUGAAGGUGUCACUGAAAGUACCAACGACACCAAUGAAAUCAAUGAAACUAAUGCAACCAAUGCAACCAAUGCAACCAAUGAAACCAAUGAAACCAAUGAAACCAAUGAAACCAAUGAAACCAAUGAAACCAAUGAAACCAAUGAAACCAAAGAUGAUAUAGAAGAUACCUCUAAAGAAAAAAUUAGCGACAUGGGAGAUUUAGAUGAUCAUGAAUCCACUUUCAAGGCCAGCGACGUCAAUGAUAUUGCAAAUGACCCUAAAUCUGAUCUGGUUCAAGAAUCUGAAUUAAACAAACCUGUCAUCAAAAACGUGAAAAGGGUUACGUUUGCAGAUAACGAAACAUCAAGAGAAAAUACACCAAUGGAGGAAGAUAACGAAGAUAAGGCUGAUGAUGAAGAGGGAAAUGAAGAAAAUGGGGAAGAAGUUUUUGAAGGCCCCCCUCAAAGAGUUGCCAGAAACAUUUUAUAUCUUCUUGAUUUCGACGACGAUGAUAAAGAUCGAAAGCUAACACCUUUGAAUGUGAAGACUAUUCUUUUAGGGCCUCAAUCUCAAUAUCCAGCCAGUCACAGAUUCAAGGAUACCAAGACCAUUCUUAGAAUUGGACACGUUGACAAUCCAUACGCAGUUGUCAAAGAAGAAAAAGAUCCUAUUUUUGAACUGGUUUCUGAGUUGACCGAAGACAGUACUAUGUUUGAUGAGCUCAAGCGCUUACCAAGACUUGGUGUUGUUCAAGAUUUUGUCGAGGAAGAAGAGGAAGAUGCCAAAGCUGAACAAACCGUUAUUAAUAUCAAGACUGAAGCUCCGACAGGUCUUUACUUGCCUAAUGGUAAUAAGAAGAAAUGUUUCAUCACUGGUGACGAAGUUAAAUACUUUGAUCCUUCAAAUGGGUUGCCAUAUAGUAGUGUUGAAGCCUACCGAACACUCAAAUCAAUUGAGCAAGGAAAUGUACCAUGGUUUACUUUUGAUAAUGAAUUCAAUAGUUGGGGAAGUACUGAAAUCUAUUUGGGUACUAGAGAUGGGACUACGAGGCAUGCACAAGGGGUUCCAGAAGGUUUUGCGGGUUAAACAAUAAAAUAAUCUAUUUAUAAUUAACAAAUGUGACUUUUUGCAUGUAUAUAUAAGUUUAUAAUGAAUACUAAUGACUAAAAUCUAAUGAAAUAAAACCUUUAUGCGA
Messenger RNA from Hyphopichia burtonii NRRL Y-1933, 2741 nucleotides. RefSeq lists its product as uncharacterized. The record is from RefSeq and is a predicted model, not a curated record. The coding region runs from base 35 to 2632 and encodes 865 amino acids. Gene Ontology annotation, cellular component: nucleus. The transcript has a single exon. Gene Ontology annotation, molecular function: ATP-dependent H2AZ histone chaperone activity. Gene Ontology annotation, biological process: regulation of DNA-templated transcription; chromatin remodeling. Lineage: Eukaryota; Fungi; Ascomycota; Pichiomycetes; Serinales; Debaryomycetaceae.